AUGUCUGGCGAGGAAGACCUGAUCGACUACUCCGACGAGGAGCUCCAGCCCACCGAGGGCGCCACCGCCACCGGGGCGACGGGCGCUGCCAGCAACGGCGAGGCCAAGAAAGGCGACCUGACUGUCACCGGAGCAGGAGCCAAGGGCAGCUAUGUCGGUAUCCACUCGGUCAGCUUUCGCGACUUUCUCUUGAAGCCAGAGCUCCUCAAGGCCAUCACGGACUGCGGUUUCGAGCAUCCAUCAGAGGGUUAGUCAUCUCCAUUGAAUAUGCUGCUUUGAGCCUCCGAGCCACACACCGAGCGAUCGAGGAGCGUCCGUCCAUACGUCUAGCGCAUCAGAGCGAAUCAAGUAUAGAAGUCGCGAGCAGAAGAGUACGCCCGGUGCGCAUGAGGCAUGCGUGGCGGCGCGGUCACGGCUUUCGGGCAUCCUGCACUCUACGUCCUGCCUGGGAUUUCAGACAAGACUCAGGGCACCAUACAGACUUCAAAUGGCGGCCCUGAUGUACGCGGUCUCGAGAGAGUUGCGGAUGCAGCGCUGCAGGGGCGCGAAGAAUGCCUCCGGGGGAGGGUCAAGAUGGCUACCGAAGACCUGAAAGACUGUCUCACGUGCAACAUUCGCGUCUCUAGACAGCGAGUCACGUGUGUUCCGUGAGGACGAUGGACACUGAUGAUGGACGGACGCUCUCUUCGCACUCUUUUCGCGCUACAAACGAUUGGACGAAUAAACUCUAACAUCUUCCUCAACAGUCCAACAAAAAUGCAUUCCGCAGGCCAUUCUCGGAACCGAUGUUCUCUGUCAGGCGAAGUCUGGUCUCGGAAAGACAGCUGUCUUCGUCCUCUCCACAUUGCAGCAGAUCGAGCCCGUCAAUGGCGAAGUCAGCGUUCUGGUCAUGUGCCACACGCGUGAGCUUGCCUUCCAGAUCAAGAAUGAGUACGCGCGUUUCAGCAAGUACAUGCCCGCCGUGAAGACUUCUGUGUUCUACGGUGGCGUCGACAUCAAGAAGGACGAGGCUGUGUUGAAGGACAAGGAGACUCACCCACACAUCAUUGUUGGAACCCCAGGCCGCCUCAAUGCACUCGUGAGGGACAAGAAGCUUCGCCUCGGCAGUGUCAACCGCUUCGUACUUGACGAGUGCGACAAGAUGCUCGAUCAGAUCGGUAAGUCUGAAAGCUUCAACAUGCUUCGAAUCUAGAAACUGACCAGAGUGAACCAGACAUGCGCCGCGACGUCCAGGAGAUCUUCCGUGCUACACCUACCCAGAAGCAAGUGAUGAUGUUUUCGGCCACACUGUCCCAGGGCACACGACCUAUCUGCAAGAAGUUCAUGCAGAACCCUCUGGAGAUCUAUGUCGACGAUGAGACGAAGCUCACCCUGCACGGUCUCCAACAGUACUUCAUCAAUUGUGCCGAGGGCGAGAAGAACCGAAAGCUCAACGACUUACUUGACAACCUCACAUACAACCAGGUCAUCAUCUUCGUCAAGAGCACUCAGCGCGCGACGGAGCUUGAUCGUCUCCUGCGAGAGUGCAACUUCCCCUCGAUUGCAGUUCACUCGGGCGUGAGCCAGGCCGAGCGGUAUGUCAAUUAGAACAUUGCUCGAGUCAAUUAGUCACUAAUCCUUCAACAGUAUCGAGCGCUACACCGCUUUCAAGAACUACGACAAGCGUAUCUGUGUCAGCACAGACGUGUUCGGGCGUGGAAUUGACAUCGAGCGCAUCAACUUGGCCAUCAAUUACGACAUGCCAGAGGCGACCUCCAAGGAAUUUGAUCCGCUCUCGAAGGAGUCCCUCGCCUCUGCGGCAGACACAUACCUGCAUCGUGUUGGACGUGCCGGUCGUUUUGGUACCAAGGGUGUUGCCAUCAGCUUCGUCAGCACAGAGCGUGAUGAGAAUGUCAUCCAGGCCAUCGAGUCUCGAUUCGAGAAGAAGAUUGAGGAGUAUCCAGAGGGCGGUGUCGACGUCAAGGGUGGUGAGGCUUAG
Lecanosticta acicola is the source of this 1978-nucleotide messenger RNA. The record is from the annotation of a GenBank genome assembly. Lineage: Eukaryota; Fungi; Ascomycota; Dothideomycetes; Mycosphaerellales; Mycosphaerellaceae.